AUGCCUCCUCAAUCAGACACCACACUGAGAAAUCCAGAAUGCAGUCCAGAAGUUCCACCACAGCUUUUUACCUGGGAGGAGAUAGGACUUCGCUCAGGCAGGAGAAACUCCAAGAAAGAAGGAUGGCUGGUCAUCAACAGGAAAGUCUAUAACAUCAGCCAGUUCUAUCUGAAGCAUCCUGGGGGCAGUCGCAUCCUCAGCCACUAUGCAGGACAAGAUGCUACGGAUGCCUUUGCAGCUUUCCACAAGGAUGACGAUUUAGUCAAGAAAUAUUUGAGUCCACUGUAUAUUGGAGAGCUGAAGCCCGAUCAACCCAGCUGUGAGCCCCCCAAAAAUGAAAUGCUGGUCAAUGAUUUUCGUGAGCUGUACAGCACCGUGAAGAAGAUGGGACUCCUGAAGCCCAGUUAUCCAUUCUUCACCUUCAUGUUUCUGCAUGCUUUCCUGUUCGAUGUGGCAUCCUGGUUCACCAUCUGGUACUUUGGGAAAUCUUGGCUGCCCUUCCUUAUUGGAGUAGCAAUGUUCACCAUUGGGCAGAUCCAGUAUGGAUUUCUUCAACAUGAUCUUGGCCAUAUUUCAGUCUUUCAGGAGCCUAAGCGGAAUAGAUGGUUUCAUUUAUUUUUGAUGGGAAUAUUUAAGGGUGGGCCAGCAAGCCUAUGGAACCACUUACACAACCAGCACCAUGCCAAACCUAACUGCUUCCGCAAGGACCCUGAUCUCAACAUGCAUCCACUGCUGUUCAGCCUGGGGAAGACACUCUCAGUGGAGCUUGGAAAAAAGAAAAAGAAAUACAUGCCUUACCAGUACCAGCACACGUACUUUGCCCUCUUAGCCCCGCUGACAUUUCUUAUUUACAUCCAGUUGGCUAUAUUCUACUUGUCAGUUCAAAGGAAAAAAUGGAUGGAAUUUACUUUCAUUCUGACCUACAAUCUCCGCGUCUGUCUCAUGUAUGUUCCGCUAAUGGGAUUUAAGAGUUUCAUGGCAUACUUCUGCCUGGCCAGAUUCUUAGAAAGCACUUGGUUUAUUUGGAUCUCGCAGAUGAACCACAUCCCAAUGAACAUCGAUUAUGAUAAGAAUUUAGACUGGGUUUCUGCCCAGCUUGCGGCGACGUGUAAUGUCGAUCAUUCCCUGUUCAAUGACUGGUACACUGGGCACUUGAACUUCCAGAUUGAGCAUCACCUUUUCCCAACCAUGCCACGACACAAUUGCAAGAAGGUGGCUCCUAUGGUGAAAUCCCUCUGUGCCAAGCAUGGCAUUAAGUACCAGUGCAAGCCCCUCCUCACUGCCUUUGUGGAUAUAUUGCGCUCUCUGAAGACGUCAGGGGAACACUGGCUGGAAGCUUAUCGCCUGGGAUAGGUGGCAGGACCUAAGGAAGAAAUUGCCUCAUGCUGCC
Molecule: messenger RNA, 1390 nt
Organism: Hemicordylus capensis (graceful crag lizard)
Lineage: Eukaryota; Metazoa; Chordata; Lepidosauria; Squamata; Cordylidae
Product: acyl-CoA (8-3)-desaturase-like
Exons: 12
Coding region: 1-1353 (450 amino acids)
Biological process (GO): lipid metabolic process
Cellular component (GO): membrane
Molecular function (GO): oxidoreductase activity, acting on paired donors, with oxidation of a pair of donors resulting in the reduction of molecular oxygen to two molecules of water
Source: RefSeq, a predicted model, not a curated record